AUUUAAACUCAGAUGUUCAGAAGGUGGUAAUCAGUGAAGAGGAGCAGCAGCUGUUGGUGGUUCAAGAAGAGGUUCCCCUCUCCACUGUGAGCCAGGGGGACCCAGAGUCCCCAAACAUUAAAGAGGAGCAGGAGGACCCAGAGCCCCCACACAUUAAAGAGGAGCAGGAGGAGCUGUGGAGCAGUCAGGAGGGAGAGCAGCUUCAAGGUCUGGAGGAGGCUGAUAUCACCAAGUUCCCAUUCACUCCUGUCCCUGUGAAGAGUGAAGAUGAUGAAGAGAAACCUCAGUCCUCACAGCUUCAUCAAAGACUAACUGAACAGAUGGAAACAGAAGCUGAUGGAGAGGACUGUGGAGGACCAGAACCAGACAGGGACUCACAUCCAGACGGAUACUUACAGCCGGUCAGUGAGGACGAGUCUCUGGACUCCUCUGAGACUGAAGACAAGAAGGAGACCAGAGAACCUCAGUCAGGUUUAAACUCUCCUAUUAAAGAUGAAAUCCCUGUCAAUGCUGGUAAGAAAAGAUUACACUGCUCUGAAUGUGGGAAAAGAUAUGCCUACAAGUCCCAUCUGAAGCAACACAUGAUAACUCACACAGGAGAUAAACCAUUCAGCUGCUCUGAGUGUGGGAAGAGAUUUGGCCUCAAGGCUUCUCUGAAGAGACACGUGAGAUCUCAUAAACAGGAAAAACCUUUCAGCUGCUCAAUUUGUAGUACAUCUUUUACAGAGAGUGAUAGUUUACGGAUACACAUGAGGAUCCACACAGGAGAACAGCCAUUCAGCUGCUGUGAGUGUGGUAAAAGAUUUUGUAAAAGUGGAAAUCUGAAGAGACACAUGAGAACUCACACAGGAGAAAAACCUUUUAGCUGCUCAGUUUGUAACAAGUCUUUUUCGCAGAGAGGAGUUUUACAGUUACACAUGAGAACCCACACAGGAGAGAAACCAUUCAGAUGUCCAGUUUGUGGGAAAGGUUUCCCUGAACGUGGAAAUCUGAGGAGACACCUGAAGAUUCAUACAGGAGAGAAACCUUUCACCUGCACAGUGUGUGGUAAGGGUUUUAUUACAAGUAGAAAUCAGAUGAGACACAUGAAAACUCAUACAGAGGCUUUCAGCUGCUCAGUAUGUAGCAAGUCUUUUUCACAGAGAGGAGUCUUACAGUUACACAUGAGAAUGCAUGCAGGAGAGAAACCAUUAAAGUGCUCAGUGUGUGGCAAAGGUUUCACUGAAAGUAAAAAUCUGAGGAGGCACUUGAGAACUCACACAGGAGAAAGACCUUUCAGCUGCACUGUCUGUGGUAAAGGUUUCAUGGAAGGUAGAAAUCUGAAGAGACAUUUGAGAACUCAUACAGGAGAGAAACCCUUCAGCUGCUCAGUGUGUGGUAAACGUUUCAUUGACAGCAGACAAAUGAACAUACACAUGAAAACUCAUACAGGAGAGAAACCGUAUAGUUGCUCAGUUUGUGGUAAAACAUUUGUUUUCCACAUAAAUCACAUUAGACACAUGAAAAUCCACACAGAAGAGAAACCAUUUAGUUGCUCAUUGUGUGGUAAGAGAUUCCUUCGCAAGGAAAACAUAGUUCGCCACAUGAGAAUCCACACAGGAGAGAAAAGAUUCAGCUGCAGUGUUUGUGACCAAAGAUUCGCCUGGCUUUAUCAGCUCAGAGCCCAUCAGUGUGUCGGUGGUCAGUCCUCACAGCCUCAUCAGAAUCACACUGAGGAGAACAGAGAGGCAGAGCCUCCAGCCAGCAGCUCAACACAUGGAAACAGAAGCUGAUGGAGA
Molecule: messenger RNA, 1778 nt
Organism: Plectropomus leopardus (leopard coralgrouper)
Lineage: Eukaryota; Metazoa; Chordata; Actinopteri; Perciformes; Serranidae
Source: RefSeq, a predicted model, not a curated record